AUGUAUCGUUGCUUUCAUCAUUUCUCCACGUUGCCACUGGCGUUUGUACGACGGACUGCUACAAACAGUUACGUCAAUCGCCAUAUUGCACCAUCGGCGGCAGAAUCAAUUUCUAUGCCUCGAAUAAUUGGCAAGGAAAUUCUGUCGGACCGCAUGACUGCUGUGAUCCCAGAGAAUAUUUUGCGAAGU
Molecule: messenger RNA, 189 nt
Organism: Trypanosoma cruzi
Lineage: Eukaryota; Euglenozoa; Kinetoplastea; Trypanosomatida; Trypanosomatidae
Exons: 1
Source: RefSeq, a predicted model, not a curated record